Messenger RNA from Trichomycterus rosablanca, 5167 nucleotides. RefSeq names its product S-phase cyclin A-associated protein in the ER (gene scaper). The record is from RefSeq and is a predicted model, not a curated record. Lineage: Eukaryota; Metazoa; Chordata; Actinopteri; Siluriformes; Trichomycteridae. Gene Ontology annotation, molecular function: zinc ion binding; nucleic acid binding. Bases 85 to 4512 code for a protein of 1475 amino acids. The transcript is spliced from 31 exons.
UAAUGUCUAUUCUUUCUGCUGGAAAAUGAGCAUUUGAUUUGUAUGAAAAAGCGUUUAGAUUCUACCUAGUGAAAUAACGGCCCCAUGUCUAAGGAGAGUCGGUAUGAGGGGCGGCGGCGCUCCGGGGCUCAGCAGCACAGAGGCGGGCAGAGAGCGAGUCAAAUCGGGGGAGACUGUAGAGACAGGUCCGGUAGUAACAGCUCCGGAUCCUCACAUAGUGGAGGAAAAGCCAGGAACACCUCCAUCAACGCUGCACUAAAGGUACAGUGGAAAAGCAGUGAAUCAGUCAAAAAAGCUUCCUUCCAGCGGUCCAACAGCCAUGACAAGGUGAGAAAGAUUGUAGCAGAGGAGGGACGGGCUGCUCGCAAUUUAAUUGCUUGGAGUGUGCCUUUGGAAAACAAGGAAGAAGAGGGAAAGUCAAGAACGUUCAGCAACCACAAUGCAAGAGCACAACGAAUCAACUCCGGACAACACAGGAACAAAAAACAGCCUGCUGUGCUGGACUGUAAAGUUGCAGCAAGCGCUGUGCUGGAGAAAGCAGUUGAGAAGAGCCCCACUAAAGCCAGGCAACCACGCAAAGUCGAUCUGAGAGCACGUUACUGGGCAUUUCUCUUCGAUAACCUGCGCCGGGCUGUUGAUGAGAUCUACGUCACUUGUGAAUCCGAUCAGAGCGUUGUGGAGUGUAGGGAAGUGCUGAUGAUGUUGGACAACUAUGUACGAGAUUUUAAAGCUCUCAUUGACUGGAUUCAGCUGCAGGAGAAGCUGGAGAAAACUGAUGCCCAGAACAGACCCACAUCUUUGGCGUGGGAGGUUCGCAAGAUGUCCCCAGGACGCCAUGUCAAAUCCAGUCCUUCGAUCGACCGACUCGUUCCUUCUCCGAACGUUCGCCGCUCACUUAAUUUUGGAGGUCCUCCUCCCACUCUCGCUGUAGCACGUCUUUCUCACUCUGGACUUAGCUGGGCUGACCGGGUCAAAUGCUCACAGGCCCUGCCUGUGACCAGCCAGAGUACAUCAGGCCCAACAGAGAAACCAGGUAAAAAAGAUGCUGAGGGUUGGGAGACUGUGCAGCGUGGCCGUUCCAUGAAACCUCGUGCCACCGCAAUGGUGGCAAAGGUCAGUCCUGUCCUGGCCCACGUCAACUCCAAAGAUGUGAGCAAUAAGGAGAACCAGCAGGUACAGGACAAAGCGCAGAAGCCAGAGGAGCAGCGGCGGGACAGCACUCCUGUUCCACCAGAGCAAAAGCCUGAGUGUGAGAAGGCCUCUGUCCUCGAGCCCCCAUCAGACAGUGAUCAGGAGCCAGAGCAGUGUAUGUCACCGCUUAUGCCUAAGUCCACUCCGGCUCCUUGCUCCCCCCAAACCCAAACUCUAGAUAUAGAUCCUUCUCCAUCAUCUCCCCAGCAUGAAGAGCUAGGGUUGGUUGGAGGGAAGCAAGAGCCGGUGGGGGCAUCGAGCAGGGUCACCACACCAUCUGCUGCCGAGGAAGAAGCAGCAGGGCCGACAGCAGAGACCCAUAUUCCCCUGGCGGUGGUGAAACUGGAGAGCAUGCUGGACCCUACGGAGUUUACCACUCCCCAGUCCAUGGCUGAGGUUCUGGCUAAAAAGGAAGAGCUUGCAGAUCGUCUGGAGAAGGCUAAUGAGGAGGCCAUUGCCAGUGCCAUUGCUGAGGAGGAGCAACUCACCCGAGAAAUCCAGGCAGAGAACAAUGAACUAGAAAGGGACAAGGAGAGUGAAUUAUCCGUGAGCAUCGGAAGUGGUAGUUUUGGACUUAACCUGGACUGGAGUGAGAUGUUGGCUGACUAUGAUGCGCGAGAACCCUGGCGUCAAAGCACCUCAUGGGGAGACAUUGUGGAGGAGGAACCUGCUCGACCCCCUGGCCAUGGCAUCCAUAUGCACGAGAAGCUUUCCUCGCCCUCACGCAAAAGAACCAUAGCUGAGUCCAAGAAGAAACACGAAGAGAAGCAGCUAAAAGCUCAGCAGUUACGAGACAAGCUGAGAGAGGAGAAGACCCACAAGCUGCAGAAACUAUUAGAGAGAGAAAAGGAAGUAAGGAAAUGGAAAGAGGAGCUGCUGGAUCAGAGGAGGAGGAUGAUGGAGGAGAAGCUGGUACAUGCAGAGUUCAAACGGGAGCUGCAGCUCCAAGCUAUUGUGAAAAAAGCACAGGAGGAGGAAGCAAAGGUGAAUGAGAUUGCAUUUAUCAACACACUGGAAGCUCAGAAUAAAAGGCACGAUGUGCUGGCCAAGCUGAAUGAAUAUGAGCAACGUUUAAACGAGCUGCAGGAGGAACGCCAGAGGAGGCAAGAGGAAAAACAGGCCAGAGAUGAAGCUGUACAGGAGCGUAAGCGGGCUCUGGAGGCAGAACGGCAGGCAAGGGUGGAGGAGCUGUUGAUUAAAAGGAGGGAACAGGAGGCGAGGAUAGAGCAGCAGAGGCAGGAAAAGGAGAGGGCCAGGGAGGACGCAGCCCGGGAAAGAGCCAGGGACCGUGAGGAGCGUCUGGCUGCCCUCAGUGCAGCUCAGCAAGAAGCUAUGGAAGAAUUGCAGAAAAAGAUUCAGAUGAAGCAUGAUGAGAGCAGCCGCAGACACAUGGAGCAGAUCGAGCAGAGGAAGGAGAAGGCGGCCGAGCUAAGCAGCGGAAGACAUGCCAACACAGACUACGCACCUAAACUCACUCCCUACGAGCGCAAGAAACAGUGCUCUCUCUGCAGUGUUGUGAUCACCUCCGAGGUACACCUGUUGAGUCACACCAAGGGCAAGAGGCAUCAGCAGGCGGUGAGAGAGAGCAGCAGCAUCCAGGGAAGAGAGCUGUCAGACGAGGAGGUGGAGCACCUAUCUCUAAAGAAGUACAUAGUAGACAUAGUGACAGACACCACUGUGCCGCCUGAGAGCGCCAAAGAUGGGGAGGAGAAGCAGAAAGCCAGAAAAAAAGCCAAGAAGCUCCGUACCCGGAUGAACUCAAGGGCUAAGGAGUAUGAGACGUCUGUGGAAGCUAAGAUGCAGAUUCCAGAUUCUCCUUACAAGGCCAAAUUGCAGCGUCUGGUGAAGGACUUGGGAAAGCAGCUGCAGGGGCAGGACAGUAGCCAAUGGGCUAACAACAAAGUGUCAGGUCUAGAUAGAACACUGGGUGAAAUCUCCCGCAUUCUGGAGAAACAGAAUAAUGCAGAUCAGGUAGCUUUUCAAGUGGGAGGGGGUCUGUCUGCCCUGGAACAGAUUCUGCAGGUAGUCACAUCGGCCUCCACGCCCACUGCUGUUCCACGCAUUCCACUUAAGUCUCUGAGUGCUGUUGUGAAUGUGUAUUACCUGGCAUGCCUCGGCUGCUACAGCAAUUGCUUUUACGUCCUCUACAGCAACAAAAUCGCCCCUCUCAUGGACCUCCUCCUCCACCAACUAACGCUAUACGUUCCUGAGGAGGAUAAGUCCAUCUUUGGGCGCAGUGUGAAUAAGCAGGUGUUUGAGGGUCUGACCACAGGUCUGCUCCAGACCACUGCUACAAUACUGCAUUUUCUAAAUCCUUCAGGACUUGAGGCUGGGAAAGAAACUUCCUGGAUCUGCUUUCCUGAUGUCAAGAAUAAAGUAGUCGAAAAUUUCAACACCCGUGCUCAAGACCUCAUCAGCUACGUGGUGAAUCUGGGCUUGAUUGAUAAACUAUAUGGCUGCUUCCUGUACGUGCAAGGGCCCAUCGAUGAGAAUCCUAAGAUGUCUGCUUUUCUGGAACAGGCUGCAGCUCUCCUACAUGCCAUGUGCAAGUUGUGUUUUGCCGUGAAUGGUCGUUCCUCCAGUAUCUUUGACAAUAAGCGUCAGGACUCAACAGGGCUGACAGCGCUGCUUCAGAGUACUGAUCUGGUUGGUGUGCUGCACAUGCUGUACUGUAUCCUGCUGCACAACAGUGUGCCUGAGCUCCAGUCUGGCAGCGUGGCAACACCCCAGGAGUCCUACAGCCCUGCUGUGAUCCAGGUGGCAUUUCAAGGCAUGAGAUUCCUAAACAGCUUUGCACUGCUAGACCUCGCUGCUUUCCAGUCUGUUCUGGGAGCGGAGGGGCUGUCUCUAGCCUUUAGGCACAUUGUGAGUUCGCUGCUGUGGUACUGCUCUCAGAACAGUUCAGAGGAACUGCUACAUGAGGUCAUCAUCUGUGUUGGGUACUUUACCGUUAAUCAUCCUGACAAUCAGGUGAUUGUGCAGUCUGGCCGGCAGCCCAGCGUGCUACAGAAACUGUGUCAGCUGCCGUUUCAGUACUUUAGCCACCCACGCCUUGUCAAAGUGCUCUUUCCCUCGCUCAUCAGCUCCUGCUACAACAACCAGCAGAACAAAGUUAUCCUGCAGCAAGAGAUGAGCUGCGUACUCCUGGCCACCUUUAUACAGGAUUGUGCCUCCAGUGUGAACCAGUCAGACAACAGAUCCUCAAAACAAGUCCCAGAGAUGAGCUCUGCUCUGCUGGAUUACUGGGAUUUGUCUAACCGCUUCCCCAGAGACCAGUGGGACUCAGCACUUCAGUUCUUCCUCAAUAAGCAAGAGGAUUAAAAAGAACCCUACAAUCUACACUCACAUGGAGUGCUACAGUGUGCACUCCGGUACACUUUGCACUACAGACUUGGACAACAUGACCAUGAUCAGAAAAAAAUUACUUUCAGCUACUUACUUUCAGAUUUAACCAAUCCUAGUAAACUUGCCUCUGCAUGUACCAGCUGAUUUAGAUUGGAUUUUCAAAGAUCACUUUAAUAGCAGAGGAUUAACGGUAUAAUUAUUUAAUAAAUUGAGCUUAACUUGUCGAAUGUGCACACUGUAAUAAACUCUGACAAUACCUAAGGGCAGCCCAACAUCUUGCAUAUAUACAAACAUUGACUGAAUACUGACUGUAUAAACAUAUUGUUCAUGCAAAUAUACAGUUAAUGUAGGCUGUCAUUUAGAAUAUUUGUUCUGGAUUGCACAAUAGUUUAUUGUUCCUUUCUAAGGCAGGAUGUUAAUCUUAGUUUUAUUAAAUUUAUGGUUUGUAGUUUGUUUUGUAAAUAAAGGGUACUGCUUAAUUUGUCAUAGGAAAUAUUGCUGUUUAAAGUACUCUGAAUUGCUUCAUUUUUCUCAUUUAACUGCAAUGCAUGAAAAAAAAACUACAGUAAAAAUGUUCUUUAGAGUUGUUACAAGUCUUGAAUUUUUUCAUUGUUUUCAUACUAAUUUAUAC